GAAACAUUCGCGUCACCACCAAGAUUGAUCAGUGUCAUGUGAGCCAGAAUGAAUCUUCCUCAUCAAACGCACUGUUAACUUGCGACCAUGUUUCAGUUUAGAAUGAGGAUACCUCUCAUUUCUCUUUGCGUCGUUAUCCUAAUCGUAGUGUGUAUUACGUUCCACCGAAGAAGGUCGCUUUUCGAUGCACAAGUCUGUUUGGGUGCGCGGAAAAGUCCAACUGAUUGUCUGCAGUGUCUUGGCCUACCCGUACAAUCCUACAAUUACACGGUCACCUCAGACGAACGAGAAUUCCCCUUGGCAUACAGUAUUCUGGUCUACGCGAACCCUGAGCGUGCAGCACGCCUUGUGGCGGCAAUCUACCGUCCACAUAAUUUCUAUUGUAUUCACGUGGAUCGAAAGUCUUCCCUUGGAAUAGUGGAUCUAAUCAAGUUGUAUGGGCAGUGCUUCGACUCCAAUGUCUUUUUCGUCCCGGAUGAACAAAGAACCGCCGUGCGAUGGGGAUAUUUCAGCGUAUUGGAACCCGAACUCACGUGCACACGCCUUCUACUCCAGCGGAGUGGAAAAUGGAAGUAUUGGAUAAACCUGACGGGACAGGAAUUUCCGCUGCGCACCAAUCGGGAACUGGUUCUUGCUCUGAAGGCUUUGAAUGGCACCAAUAUGGUGCAAGCUACCUAUAAAAACCGAAACAUUCAGAGGAUUCCCCCACGUUCGGCAAACAGUCAAAACAUUGUAUGGUACAAAGGCCAAGUGCAUGUGGCUGUUAGACGGGAGUUUGUGGACUAUAUGUUGAACGAGGACAAAGCGAUUCGGCUACUGGAUGAGCUCAAAGAGCAUGAAUCGAGGGAAACGUCACAUAUUAAUCCGGACGAAACAUUUUUUGCCACACUGAAUCACAACCCCGACAGUCCAGCGUUUUUCGCAAACAAAUUCAUACCGCAGGUUGAGCCAACUGCUUACGCGGCGAUGGAACUGUGGUUGGCACUCAAGUGUUCCUAUGAGUCCUCACACCAAGCGCCACAUCCAACAUUCGACCAGGACUAUUACGCACGGAAACCCAUAGCUUGGGAUCAUCUCUGA
Molecule: messenger RNA, 1080 nt
Organism: Opisthorchis viverrini
Lineage: Eukaryota; Metazoa; Platyhelminthes; Trematoda; Opisthorchiida; Opisthorchiidae
Exons: 3
Coding region: 88-1080 (330 amino acids)
Cellular component (GO): membrane
Molecular function (GO): glycosyltransferase activity
Source: RefSeq, a predicted model, not a curated record